This is a messenger RNA of Alosa sapidissima (American shad), 4065 nucleotides long. It is a transcript of the gene picalma, whose product is annotated as phosphatidylinositol binding clathrin assembly protein a. Bases 337 to 2619 code for a protein of 760 amino acids. Lineage: Eukaryota; Metazoa; Chordata; Actinopteri; Clupeiformes; Clupeidae. The record is from RefSeq and is a predicted model, not a curated record. Gene Ontology annotation, molecular function: phosphatidylinositol-4,5-bisphosphate binding; clathrin heavy chain binding; 1-phosphatidylinositol binding. Gene Ontology annotation, cellular component: synaptic vesicle; clathrin-coated vesicle; extrinsic component of presynaptic endocytic zone membrane. Gene Ontology annotation, biological process: synaptic vesicle budding from presynaptic endocytic zone membrane; clathrin-dependent endocytosis; clathrin coat assembly. The transcript is spliced from 27 exons.
ACUUCCACCCAAACCUUUGGAGGCUCCACCGUCCGUCUGCCUACGAGGUCUACACAGAGGAAGCAGACCCGCCAUUUUCCUGCAAGCCUCCGGUCCUUUUAAACCCAGCAGGGGGAGGCGAACACGGAGAGGAGGACAUCGAAGGAGGGGGGACAGAGAAAGAGUGAGAGUGUAUGAGAGAGGGGAUCUAAGAGGACGAUUUCUACAGAAAGGAGUUCACUGGGUAGGACGGUUGUCAAGUGCUGGAACCGUGGAAGCCCAAGAGGACAAAAGCAGUUCCAUCGGAUUCACAUAACGUUUAGUUCGCCUUAGCAGCUUGUUUGGUUAAAACAGAAGAUGUCUGGACAAAGCAUAACGGACCGGAUAACUGCAGCCCAACACAGUGUCACCGGUUCUGCGGUGUCUAAAACGGUGUGCAAGGCAACCACGCACGAAAUUAUGGGGCCAAAAAAGAAACAUUUGGAUUACCUGAUUCAGUGCACCAAUGAGAUGAACGUGAACAUCCCACAGCUGGCCGACACGCUGUUUGAGAGGACCACCAACACCAGCUGGGUGGUCGUCUUCAAGUCUCUCAUCGCAACACACCACCUCAUGGUCUACGGCAACGAGAGGUUUAUUCAGUACUUGGCCUCAAGAAACACAUUAUUCAACCUCAGUAAUUUUUUGGACAAAAGUGGGUUACAAGGCUAUGACAUGUCAACCUUCAUCCGAAGGUAUAGCCGCUAUCUGAAUGAGAAGGCUGUGUCUUACCGCCAAGUCGCUUUUGACUUCACAAAAGUAAAAAGAGGGGCGGAUGGGGUCAUGAGGACGAUGAACACUGAGAAACUCUUGAAGACCAUCCCAAUCAUCCAGAAUCAGAUGGAUGCCCUUCUUGAUUUCAAUGUCAAUGCCAAUGAACUCACAAAUGGGGUCAUCAAUGCUGCCUUCAUGCUUCUGUUCAAAGAUGCCAUACGACUGUUUGCUGCCUAUAAUGAAGGGAUAAUCAACCUACUUGAGAAGUACUUUGAUAUGAAGAAAACCCAGUGUAAAGAGGGUCUUGACAUUUACAAGAAAUUCCUCACGCGAAUGACAAGAAUCUCAGAGUUUCUCAAAGUUGCUGAGCAAGUGGGAAUUGACCGAGGCGAUAUACCAGAUCUCUCCCAGUUUACAGUUUGUGCCCCAAGCAGCCUUCUGGACGCAUUAGAACAGCACUUGGCUUCCUUAGAAGGGAAAAAAGUGAAAGAUUCCACAGCAGCAAGCAGAGCCAGCACUCUGUCCAACGCCGUCUCCUCACUAGCCAACACGGGCAUAUCCUUCACCAAAGUGGAUGAAAGGGAAAAACAGGCCGCUCUAGAGGAGGAGCAGGCUCGCUUGAAAGCUCUUAAGGAACAGCGUCUCAAAGAACUCUCCAAGAAGCCCCCCUCCUCCGCCACCACGGCUGCAUCUCCCGUGUCAACAGGAGGGAGCAUCAACACCGCCCCUGCCAUCGACCUUUUCUCAACACCCAGCUCCACAAACAGCACUUCGAAGAUGCCGAGUGACCUCCUGGACCUGCAGCCAACAUUUCAGCCAACACUGCCUCUCUCAACAGGCUUGCCUGUGGCAAACACCUGGGGGGAUCCUUUCACUUCUUCUGACGCUGUCGAUGACUCCAUUCCAAACUUAAACCCUUUCCUUACAAACCCUGUUAUCGAUGCUCUUCAUCUACCUGUUGUGUCUUCAGAUGGUCUUAGUUUUUCUUCUAGGACACCCAGUCAUGAAAUGUUUGGUGAUUAUUACAAUCCCUUUAAUGAUUCGAGCUGUUCUGUUGCAUCCAAUCAUGAAAGCACAGCUUCCAUAGAGCCGUGCAUCACAGACUCCUUCUGUGGUCCAGCACCUUACCCUAACACUCCUCUCUUCCAAUCUGAGCCCUCUGCUGUAGCAGGCCUAUUUGGAGGGUUCUCAGCAUCUCCUGCCCCUCAACCACAGACCUCAAGAGGCCUUAACGUUGACUUUGACUCUGUGUUUGGCAAUCAGUCAACCUCUGCUAACAGCGCCGACGCUGCUGAGAUGCAGUCUCAAAACCCACUCACAGAUACGGCUGUGGUAGCUUCAUCAUAUGAUGUCUUAGGUGGAAUCCUGAAACCCACAGUAGCCCUCUCCAACCAGGGACUGACCCUCAGCGCUCAGCAGCCAGGCAAACUGGUGUCGGAUGACUUGGACUCUUCCUUGGCCAACCUCGUGGGCAAUCUUGGAAUUGGUAAUGGAACAACAAAAAAUGACCUUCACUGGAGUCAGCCUGGGGAGAAGAGACUAACAGGUGGAACAAACUGGCAACCAAAGACUGCCCCUUCAACCACAUGGAACCCUGCCACCAUGAACGGCAUGCAUUUCCCACAAUACGCACCAUCUGUCAUGGCCUUCCCUGCAACGACGCCCACAGGAAUGAUGGCAUAUGGAAUGCCUCCUCAGAUGGGCUCCGUGGCUAUGAUGACUCAGCCCACCAUGAUGUACACCCAGCCGGUCAUGAGGCCGGCCAACCCUUUUGGCCCAGUCUCAGGCGCACAGCACUCGGCCGCCUCUAGUCCCUCCAGUCAGAGUCCCCUCAGAGCUCCAGGACAGGACCCCUUUGCACAGCUCUCUCUCAAGGAUUUCUUGUAGAGGCAUCUUUAGAUGCAGUUCAUGUAAAACUUGGAGUCUGAAGAAUCUUGACAGCAGCAAAUCUUGAAAACCUUUAAAUCCAACUUAGUUUUAUGUUUGAUUCUCCCCUGAGAAUAUCAUUUUCAACAAAAAAAAAAAAGCUUUUGAAGGAAACAAAUAUGGGAAUGAUGGGGAGGGGGGGCGGGGUGGUGGUCAUUAUUAAGCGUCGUAAGAAAACGGCGCCCGUUUUGUAAUUUGUCUAACAAAGUAACAGUGUGCAAUGCAGUUGUUACCCACACAUAGGGAACCCUCAUCCUGUAUGUCACCUGUAAAGAUGCCCAUGCCCAUUGAGAGGUAAAGGGUUGUUUAGUAAUGCAUCAAAAAAAUAGUUGGUUGCCACACACGCAGCUUGAUGUUUUUUGGGGGAGGAGGGAUUAAAUGGGGUUUACUUGGGGUGAGUUAUGUGUUCAUUUGAUCAUCAAUCAUGCAUUACUUAAUUUAACCACCAUCAAUUAGACAAAGCUAACUUCCGUUUAUACUAUGAUUUCUAUUCUAUUUUUAUUUUUUUAUGUUUUAUGUUUGCAGUAGACAUUCCUUGUGUUUUGUUUAUUUAUUUAUGAUUACCCAUUGAGGACAUGAAAGGAAAAAAAAAAGACUUUAUUGAACUCUUCCUUGUGGGAGGUAUUAAGGAAUAUACGUACAUGGGUAUGAUUGAUUGUAUAAUUGGAUUUUAAGAGUGACUGAGUAAAACAAAAAAAAUAAUAUAAAAUGAAAACACCUGUAAAGACAAAUAGAGCACUAAAUAUUCUCAACCAUUCUCAUGUCUAGUGCAAUUCUUUGUAGCACAGAAACUCUCAGCCCUAUGUUUGUAAGGGAACUAGGGGGGAGUAUACAAUUAAUUAAUUCACAUAGUCAAUUCUGUGCCUAGGGUUUUUGCAAGGGAACAUUUAUCAGAAUAGCAAAGCACUACAUUUGUGAUUCAGCCGCGUUGCAUUGGAGAGGAUCUGUAUUGCUUUAUUGCUUGGCAUGUCAUUAUUUUACAUUUACAGUUAUAUGGCUGCCUUUCCAACCUGAAUGUGUGAGUCACCUUCAUGCUCUGUCCAUCUGUGUUACGGCAGCACUAAGGGAAUCCUUCACUGAGGGAGGCGAGUGUGUAGUUUUAAGAUGUUGAUAACACAAGGGUGUGGGGUCAGUAGUGUCUUUAUAAAAAAAAAUUAGUUGUAGGUUCAGGGUGAAGUGAAGCACUGUUGAUCGGUGCUUGAUGUACAUAAAAUCUACCCUGUCUUGUUUCAGGGGGGUGGGUGGGGGGGGAUAAUGUGAAGGAUGGUCAGAAUAUGGAGGUCAUUCUAUUCAUUGAUUAGCACAUUUGCUACAGUGUCCCUGCAGAUUCUAUUUUUGGUUAUAUAUUAAAAAUGUAUGUAAGCAAAAUUUGGUUGAUUUUCAAAUAAAGCGCAGCUUCCACAAUGA